AUGGCUGAAGAGGAGGACUUCUACGUGCGUUACUACGUGGGUCACAAGGGCAAGUUCGGGCAUGAGUUCCUGGAGUUUGAGUUCAGGCCAGACGGUCGACUGCGCUAUGCAAACAACUCCAAUUACAAGAACGACGUGAUGAUCCGAAAGGAGGCACAUGUAACACAAGCAGUCAUGAAGGAGCUCAGGAAGAUGAUCGAGGAUUCUGAGAUCCUGAAAGAAGACGACAACCACUGGCCAGCGCCAGAUCGCAUCGGUCGGCAAGAGCUGGAGGUUGUGUGUGGAAAAGAGCACAUCUCCUUCACCACAUCCAAGAUCGGAUCUCUCGCAGAUGUCCAGGCCUCAAAGGAUCCAGAAGGCCUCCGAGUCUUCUAUUACCUCGUGCAGGAUCUGAAGUGCUUCGUGUUCAGCCUCAUCGGCCUCCACUUCAGGAUCAAGCCGGUCUGA
This is a messenger RNA of Symbiodinium sp. CCMP2592, 447 nucleotides long. NCBI's taxonomy places the organism in Eukaryota, Dinophyceae, Suessiales, Symbiodiniaceae. The record is from the annotation of a GenBank genome assembly.